Messenger RNA from Hyaena hyaena (striped hyena), 1907 nucleotides. It is a transcript of the gene RAD21L1, whose product is annotated as RAD21 cohesin complex component like 1. Gene Ontology annotation, molecular function: protein binding; chromatin binding. Gene Ontology annotation, cellular component: synaptonemal complex; cohesin complex. Bases 1 to 1665 code for a protein of 554 amino acids. The record is from RefSeq and is a predicted model, not a curated record. Lineage: Eukaryota; Metazoa; Chordata; Mammalia; Carnivora; Hyaenidae. Gene Ontology annotation, biological process: mitotic sister chromatid cohesion; synaptonemal complex assembly; replication-born double-strand break repair via sister chromatid exchange. The transcript is spliced from 13 exons.
AUGUUCUACACACAUGUGCUUAUGAGUAAGCGAGGGCCAUUGGCCAAAAUUUGGCUUGCAGCUCACUGGGAGAAGAAACUCACAAAGGCUCAUGUAUUUGAAUGCAAUCUAGAGAUAACCAUUGAAAGAAUUAUUUCACCUAAGGUGAAAAUUGCACUUCGAACUUCAGGACACCUUCUUUUGGGAGUUGUGCGAAUCUAUAAUAGGAAGGCAAAAUAUCUUUUGGCAGAUUGCAAUGAAGCAUUGCUUAAAAUGAAGAUGACAUUUCGCCCAGGACUGGUUGACCUUCCAAAAGAGAAUUUUGAAGCUGCUUACAAUGCUAUCACAUUGCCAGAAGAGUUUCAUGAUUUUGACACCCAAAAUGUGAAUGCUAUUGAUGUUUCAGAACACUUUACUCAGAACCAAAGCAGACCAGAAGAAAUCACACUUAGAGAAGAUUAUGCUAAUGAUCUACUUUUCCAAGCUGGGAGCUUUGGAGAGGAAUCUGAAAUUCUCAGAAGACAUAGCUUUUUUGAUGACAACAUAUUGCUGAAUUCCAGUGGUCCUUUAGUUGAACCUAGUUCUGGAAGCCUCAUUGGAGAAAAAUCUCUGUUCUAUGACAGUGGAGAUGGAUUUGGAGAUGAAGGAGCUGCAGGAGAGAUGAUCGACAAUCUAUUGCAAGAUGAUCAGAAUAUCCUGUUAGAAGACAUGCAUUUGAACGGAGAAAUUUCCAUGCCUCCUGAGCCUCCUGACACUAUAGUGGAACCAGAUAAUUCAGAGUAUAUAUGUCUACCUGAAAAUGAAAAAAUGGAUGAAAUCACAUUAUCAAAUGAAGAACAUGGAUUUACCCUUGACCCAAUUGAUGUUUCAGACCUUGCUGAGAAAAGGAAAGGGAAAAAGAGGAAAUUGCUCAUAGAUCCAGUCAAGGAGAUCAGUAGCAAAAUUAUGCAUAAACAGCUUACUUCCUUUACGGACACACUCAUGGUUUUGGAACUAGCUCCUCCGACCCGAAGAUUGAUGAUGUGGAAGAAGAAGGGAGGAGUGGACACACUUCUGUCAAGUGCUGCCCAGGAUUUGACUCAUGCUGAACUGAGAAUGCUGUUUACAAAAUGCUUUCUGUCUUCUGGCUUUAAACUUGGAAGAAAAUUGAUACAGAAGGAAUCAGUAAAGGAAGAAGUGGGAAAUGAAAACAUAAUAGAGACCUCUGAGAUGGAAGAGCCAAAUUCCCAGCAAGACUUAAGUCAACCCAAAACUUGGAAGGAUGUGAUUAACGGACCUAUGUGUAACUCUCAUGAGGAUACCAAUAAAAAUAUUAAUUCUGAGGAGGAUAUUGUUGAAAUGGUAUCUUCAGCUGCUGAGGAAUCCUCUUUAAUGAAUGGCAUCUUAGCACAAGACAUUGAAAAUAGUCCAGUUGAAUUGGAGUCCUUGGAGAGUCAACAAAAUACUGAGGCAGAGAGAUGGAAGGGAAGAAUUCUUCAGAUGUUAAAUAGAUUGCGGGAAUCCAACAAGAAGGGAAUGCAGUACUUUAGUCUGAUGAAGCUCUGCAGACACAGUGACCGGAAACAAGCCGCUGCCAAAUUCUACAGCUUUCUCGUCCUAAAGAAACAGCAGGCUAUUGAGCUGAGCCAGAGUGCUCCCUACGCAGACAUUGUAGCUACAGUGGGACCAAUGUUCCAUAAAAUGUGAAGGAUGCAGAUUUAUGUCAUUAUUGGAAGUUCUGUGUCGAUGGCUCAAUUUAACGCAGAAGCUGUCUAGAAGCAGUUGGAGGUCUGAUCCAUUUCAUAUAUAAGCCGACCGCCUAUUUCAUGGUUGUCAAGUCAAAAGAAUCACAGCCAGAAUUGGAAACCUGUAUGCUUACAGAAAUACUUAAUUGUAGCUAAGUAGCAUUUUUAACUUAGCUAACUUGAAUGUAUAGUAGUCACCAUUUC